Messenger RNA from Eutrema salsugineum, 1089 nucleotides. RefSeq lists its product as uncharacterized. Bases 1 to 1089 code for a protein of 362 amino acids. The record is from RefSeq and is a predicted model, not a curated record. Lineage: Eukaryota; Viridiplantae; Streptophyta; Magnoliopsida; Brassicales; Brassicaceae. The transcript is spliced from 2 exons.
AUGGAGAAACUGAAGAUAAAGAUCUAUGAAGGCAAUACUGACCCCCGACACUUUUUGACAUCAUUCGGCAUCUGCAUGAAUCGAUACCAGUUCAAAUCCGCCGAGGAGAGAGAUGCAGUUCAGUGCCAACUAUUUGUGGAAAGUCUGGGAGGAGUAGCUCUCGACUGGUUCUCGCGACACGAGGCCAACUCAAUCGAUAACUAUAAGGAGUUGACAACGGUCUUCGUUAAACACUUCUCCAUGUUCAUCGGGCAGAACACCAAGAACUCCGAGCUCUGGCAAAUAGCCCAAGGAGCAAGCGAGAGCCUUCGCGAUUUCAUCCAGCGCUUUAAGACGAUUGUCGCUAAAUGUACGAUCAGCGAUGAAGCCGCCCUCUUAUACCUUCAGAAAGGAGGUUGGAUAAAGACUAGCUUCCAAAGCGCUAUCACGCAUAACCCUCCACAGACAUUAGAAGACGCACUACACCGAGCUAAUACUUACAUCGCCGAAGAAGAAGAAGAAACCGCUUAUGAGCAAAGAUACGGCAGAGGGUACGAGAAUCGUAAGAAGUUCUACGCUAAUGCAAUCCAACAACCAACCAAACAAUGGAACAAUAAGUGGGUCCGUGGUGAAGAAGAUCAGGACGAGUCCUUAUUCUGCGAAUUCCACAACCGUAGAGGACAUAGCACCAAAGAAUGCAGACACCUGCGUGAAUAUCUACUCGGCCAAUACCGAAAGGGGCCAAUCUCGGUUGACGAUCUCCGUCGCUCAAUUACGCCUAGGAACAGUGGGCAAAUCUCGAUUGACGAUCUCCGUCGUUCAAACAUGCCUCGACCAAAUAACGCACAGCUCGAGAACGCCAUCGCAAAGGAUCCACCAACUCCACCGGCUUUACCGACGUUACCAGCUUUGCCGGCGCUACCACCACUGCCACCGAAUCCGCAUGCGUUGCCCGAACAACAGAAACGCAAUCGUGACGACCGAGCACCAGAAAACCAUGCUCCCAAAGCAAGGAAACGCGUCAACAUGAUAAUGGGGGCCAUCGAAGCUUGCAGCUAUUCGGUUCGAGCUAUCAAAGAAUACAGUAGACAGGCCGCCAGCGCGCCCUAA